Molecule: messenger RNA, 291 nt
Organism: Parnassius apollo (apollo)
Lineage: Eukaryota; Metazoa; Arthropoda; Insecta; Lepidoptera; Papilionidae
Source: the annotation of a GenBank genome assembly
AUGAGUCAUGAAAGUGAAGGAGAGCGACCUACGCCAGGUACUUCAAAAAAAGAUAGAGCUCAAAGAGGAGAGUUUUCUUCAUCAGAGAAGGACAAACACAGGGCACAGAAGUAUCGUCUUGUUUGGGAAAAAUUAGAUAUGCUUAAAGACUGGUUAUGGCGUGGUAAAAACCAAUUCAAAGCGAAGUGCACGGUUUGUGACGUCGACCUGGUUUCAGAACAUGGAGUUUUAAAAAUACGCGCUUCUAGGAAAAAGCAUGUAAAAGCCAUAUCUGCAAUACUAAGCAAAUAA